Messenger RNA from Gryllus bimaculatus (two-spotted cricket), 4428 nucleotides. The record is from the annotation of a GenBank genome assembly. Lineage: Eukaryota; Metazoa; Arthropoda; Insecta; Orthoptera; Gryllidae.
CAACAUUUGAACACGCUCUAUAGGUUGUGAAGUGAUAUCAUUUACUUCCGACGCGUUGAUAUAUUUUUGCUCACUUAGUUUGAAUACUGUCUAGUAAUAGAAUAUGGAGCGUGCACUUAAUGAAAAAUAAUGUUUGUACUUUCUGUGAACAACUAAAUGAGAUAGGAAUGUAUUAUAAGCCUGGUUGUUGGACCUGAAUUUAUGAAUCAGCUGCUAGUGAUGUUUGAGUGUUCUUGUGUUUAUUAACGUCUCCGUUUUCCGAUUACAUUCGAUUAUUUGCUCAAAAUGUGAAUUUAAACAGAACUUUUACAUCUCUGUAUUGGAAGAGUUGUGUAACUGGCCGAAAUGGUCCACAUCCCCAGCACAUACACCUAUGAUUUUUGGCUUGUAAAUACCACAGAUCCUGUUGUUGAGCUCAGUUGUCUCAUGCCAAAUGGAGUCUUUAUUCCACUCGAAGUUAACCGCAAUGCCACAUUACAGGAAAUCAAGGAGGACUUGUGGGAGGAGGCCAGCAAAUAUCCUCUCCAUGGCACCCUCAGAGAUUUCUCCUCAUAUGUUUUUGCCUGUAUUAAUUCUAUGGCAGAAAAUGAGGAGUUGGAAGACGAGAACAAAAGAUUGUGUGAUGUUCGACCAUUCUGCUCUGUUUUACGGCUCAUUGAACGAAAAGGGAAUAAAGCAGAGAAAUCUCUCAACAUCCAGAUCAGUCACUUGAUUGGGAAAGGUCUUCAUGAGUUUGACACUCUAAAAAAUUCUGAGGUAAAUGAUUUCCGAUGGAAAAUGAAAGUUUUGGCAGAUGAAAUUGCGCAGAGUCGCCAAAAUAAAACAUGGAUUGAGAAAGUUCAAUAUCAGUAUCCACCACGGUUAGCACCAACUUCUCAAUUGUCUCACAGUAUAAGUAGUCGGUUGAGAGAUGGAAAUUUUGUGUUGAUCACAAAGUUUGAAAACACAGAGACUACAUUCAAGUUCAACAUUUCUUGUACAAUGACACCACAUCGCCUUUUACUGGCAAUCCUCAAUAAAUUAGCAAUUGCUUUAAACCUUCGUGGUGAACAUCCCUCUGAUUAUGUUUUAAAAGUAUGUGGUCAAGAAGAAUAUUUAGUUGGCGACUACCCUUUAGUGCAGUUUUUGUACAUUCAAGAAGCUUUGGCAACAGAUGAAAUUCCAACACUUGUUACUGUUUCUGUGAAUAGUGUUCUAGUGGAUGUUGAUAAUGUUUAUGAGAAUCCUGAAGAUUUGGAAAUGAGAACUAAUCGACCACCUUCGUUUUCCACUCUGACUUUGAGAAAAAAAGGAAAACACAUUUCAUCGUGGGAUAUUCAAGAGAAUUUCAAAUUUGAAAUCUGUGCUAUCAGCAAGUUAAACUGUGAUAUAACUAGGCCUGUUGAGGUUGGUUUGCAAGCUGGUCUUUUCCAUGGAGGUAAAUCCUUGACAGAGCCACAAAAAACGUCUGAGAAACAAGUCAGUAAAGAAGGGGAAUGUGAGUGGGAAGAAGAACUGAACUUUGAUCUUCAAGUGCAAAAUAUUCCUCGCAUGGCACGAUUAUGUCUUGUUGUGUAUGAAAUCUCAAAAACAGCCAAAGGUGUGAAGGCUCGAAGACUGAAAGACACAAAGCAGGAAUUGUAUAUUAAUCCCUUAGCUUGGGUAAACACUACCGUGUACGACUUCAAGAGCCAAUUGAAGUCUGGUGCUAUGACCCUCUACAUGUGGACGUAUGCUGAGGACAUGCAAAGCGAUGAUAUUCUGCAUCCCCUAGGAACAGUGGUAUCGAAUCCUAAUGUAGAACAUGCAACUGCUCUCACUAUUAACUUUCCUAAGUAUCAUGCAGAGAAACUAGUGCUUUAUCCAUCAUCGGAUAAAGUGCUACAGUUUGCUGCCCAAAAUAGUGAGGAUUCAUCAGAGAGUGCUCCAUUGCCUCUUGAAGCUACCAAAAAUUGCCUUGAACAGCUGCGUCUCAUGGAAGAGAAGGAUCCUCUUCAUGAGAUGCAUGAACAAGAGCGCAAAGUAAUUUGGCAGUUGCGAUAUGAUUGUCUUGAGCAUGUGCCCAACCUUUUGCCGAAACUUCUUGAUUGUGUUGAAUGGAAUGACCACAGAGAGGUGAGUUUUAUACUGUUGUUGAAAAAUAAAAUUGUUUGUUGGUCUUAAUCGAGAUUUCAUAAGUUAAGAUUUUGCACAGAUGAAUGAAGAAUGUUAAGUAUUGACAUUCUUUUGAGAGGAACUUUUUCUCUACACAUAAGAUAGAUAAUGAAGGCUCUUCACAAACAAUUUAUCAUUAAGUUCCAAAGUUGCAAUUAAGCUAUUGUAGUUAAUAAUUUAUUUCUUAAUAACCAGACAUUUAUUUCUUUACUCUCGUCAGAUCUGAAAUGCAAGUGGCUUCAGUGUCUGUUCGUUUUGGGCUCAUAUUGGAGGCUUAUUGUCGUGGUAGUCAAGAACAUAUGAAAAUACUUGCUCGACAAAUGGAAUGCCUUGAUAAGCUGAAAAGUACUAGUGAACAAGUGCGGCAGCGUAAAGAUAAGGAGAAAGCAAGAGCUUUUAUGCAGGAGCAGCUUGAACAGAAGCACAUAGCUGAAUCGGUUUCAAGAGUGUUGAAUCCUCUGAAUCCCAGCUAUCGAUGCAAACGAGUCAAAAUUGAUAAAUGUCGGGUAAUGGAUAGUAAAAUGAAACCUCUGUGGAUUGUAUUUGAAAAUGACGAUCCUUAUGGUGAUGAUAUAUACAUAAUUUUCAAAAAUGGUGAUGAUUUGAGGCAAGACAUGCUUACUCUCCAGAUGUUGAAAAUUAUGGACAAACUUUGGAAAAAUGAAGGAUUGGAUUUAAGGAUGAAUCCAUAUGGCUGCAUAUCGACUGAUCAUCGUGUUGGCUUAAUUGAAGUUGUUUUAAAUGCAGAAACCAUUGCUAACAUCCAGAAAGAAAAAGGAAUGUUCUCUGCCACGGCAGCAUUUAGAAAAGGGUCAUUGCUGGCUUGGCUUCGGGAUAACAAUCAAUCAGAAGUUCAGUUGAAUAAAGCAAUUGAAGAAUUCACGUUAUCCUGUGCUGGUUAUUGCGUUGCUACAUAUGUUCUUGGAGUAGCAGAUCGCCAUUCAGAUAACAUCAUGGUUAAGAAGACAGGCCAGUUAUUUCAUAUUGAUUUUGGUCAUAUUCUGGGUCAUUUUAAAGAAAAAUUUGGUUUUCGAAGAGAGCGAGUGCCUUUUGUCCUCACACAUGAUUUUGUUCAUGUUAUUAAUAAAGGACAGACAAAAAAAGAGGCAUUGGAAUUCCAGAUCUUCCAGAAGCAUUGUGAGCAGGCAUUUCUGAUUUUGAGACGCCAUGGCUGCCUUAUUUUAUCAUUAUUUGCUAUGAUGAUCUCAACAGGUUUGCCUGAAUUGAGUUCUGAAAAGGAUCUCAAUUAUCUCCGUGAUACAUUGGUCUUGGAAUUAUCUGAAUCUGAAGCUCUGUCACAUUUUCGGGCAAAGUUUGAUGAAGCGUUGUGUAAUUCCUGGAAAACGUCUUUGAACUGGGCCUCACACAACAUGUCAAAAAACAAUAAGCAAUAAAUAACUAUGGCACAUUGCUUCAUUUUUGGAGUUUGCCUAUAGUAAUUUACCUUGCAAAAAGAAACAAUUGACCAAGCUCACCGUAAGAAGAGGACGAAAAUUUGAAAAUUUAUUGUCGUGUUUCCUUAUUUGUCAUUAAUGCAUCAUAAGUGGCAAGAAAAUACAGGGUAAGGAGGUGCAAACUAGUGAUAAUAGUGAUUUGCAAGGUAACGUGAUCUUCAAAAAUACAUUUUCCAAAUGGGAAAGACCUAGAUCAGUGGAGAAGAAAUGUGAAAAGCUUUGGGUGGUUUUGAGACUUGAAGGCAAGACAUUAAGGUGGAAUCUUCAAAAUACUGUUAUAUUUUUGUAAUAGCAGUAUUUUGAUUAUGACAUUUCAUAAAACUUUGUUUUUCAGUUCAAUGUCUUCAUCUUUUAUUUUGCAAUCAUUUCCAUUUUUUGUGUGUAACACACAUACUCUGUACCUUUUUGAAAUGUAUGAAUGGUAUCUGUUCUCAAGACCAAAUUCAUAACAGCCUUUGAAGUGUAACAUAUUUUGAACAUUUCCCACAUAUACAGGGAAGAAGUGUUUGAAUGGUAUGAAAGUUGAAUAUGUCAGUUUAUGUUUUGUUGUUUCUUCAUAUUAAUUAUUGAUGAAAUGCAGAUUAAAUUUAACUUAAUGAUAGUAUAUUAAAUUAAAAUGCACUGAGUUUGUUUUUUAAUUGUACAAGCUCAGUACAAUUUUAUGUUAAAAUGUGAUAAAAACUUAGUAUUCUAUAUUUGUGUACCUAAUUUUAAAUAUAUUUUAAUUUAAUUAGAUACAAAACAAGCAUAAGUAUGUAUGUGUGUGUGUAUGUAUGUAUGUAUGUGUGUGCUCAAUUGUCACAAAAAUAAUGAGUUAUAUUUACAUUAUUGGAAUUUCCAU